CAGACCGGAGACCCCGAGAGUCCAAGAGCGGAGCCGCCGGGAGGAGGAUGGUGUGAACGGGAGGAUGUGGCUGCAGCUGCUGUGUGCGACCUGCUGUGGGCUGCUGAGUGCAGGGUUUUCUCUGCAGAUCCAGUGUUACCAGUGUGAGGAGUUCCAGAAGGAUGACUGCUCGUCCCCCGAAUUCAUCGUCAACUGCACCGUCAAUGUCCAGGACACCUGUCAGAAAGAGGUGAUGGAGAAGACCGAGGGGAUAUUGUAUCGUAAGUCAUGUGCUUCGUCAGCCGCCUGUCUCAUUGCCUCUGCUGGAUACCAGUCUUUCUGCACCCCGGGCAAAGUCAAUUCAGUUUGUAUCAGCUGCUGUGACACCUCUCUGUGCAAUGGUCCCCGGGCGAAGAAGAAUAGGAAUUCGGCUGGUGCUCAGUGUUGGUGGACUCUGAUGUGGCUCCUCUCACUGCUCCUGCUAGCAGAGCAGCUGUAGCUGGUUGUAGCUCAGGACUGGUCCUUGCCCGGACCUCCCGGUCUGGACAUACAUUCUUGUUGGUUUGUUUCCAAAGCAAAUUCAGCAGCUCACCAAAAAUCUAUUUUCUUAUACUUUGA
Messenger RNA from Bufo bufo (common toad), 597 nucleotides. It is a transcript of the gene LYPD1, whose product is annotated as LY6/PLAUR domain containing 1. The transcript has 3 exons. The coding region runs from base 65 to 478 and encodes 137 amino acids. The record is from RefSeq and is a predicted model, not a curated record. Lineage: Eukaryota; Metazoa; Chordata; Amphibia; Anura; Bufonidae. Gene Ontology annotation, molecular function: acetylcholine receptor inhibitor activity. Gene Ontology annotation, biological process: acetylcholine receptor signaling pathway.